GUAAAUGAGUAUGUUUUGAAGGAAAAUUCCCCCUUUUGUGUGCUCUUUCCCGAACCAGCUGCUAGGAACUACAUCUCCCUGCAUGCAGUGCGGUUAUUUGAAUAAACCAUCUUUCCCAGCAUGCCCCGCAUCUCUCGUUUCUUUUACUGCUGCAAUUUAGACAGGCUUUUGGUAAACCUUGCAUUGUUUCCUUGAAGUCGCGAUACGUGAUUAUAGCUCGAAAACAAAAAAGUGCCUCCUGUAUAAGACUCUAAGAAACACGGAUGCGUUGGUGAAAAGGAGUCGUUGGGUCCUUACGGGGCGUAAAAGGAACCGAACUCAAAAGUAAGCUGUGGAAGAGUGUCCGACGGCGGGCCGCUGUGGCCGACCCGGCGCUUUCUCGCUCCUUCCGGACUCGGCUGACCCUCCUCAGCCCCCGUAGAUCGUGAGGUGCACGGAGCCUGUCAAGAUGGAGGUGAAUCCACCCAAACAGGAGCACCUGCUGGCACUGAAAGAGUACCCGGAUUACUGCAGAAUGACCACAGAAGUAGUGUUACAUUACCGACCAUAUGAGAGUGAUCCCACACAGCUGGCAAAACUGAUAGAAAAAGCAAUUCACGACUUUCCUGCUCGUCCGCUCCCAAGAUUUGUCCCUUGGUUUCCACCUGACAGGACUAAACUUGCACUUAAACCCAAGAGAUCACCGCCUGUGAUUUCUGAAGAGGCUGCUGAAGAUGUGAAACGUCAUCUAGCCCCUUUAGGACGUGAUGUUACAUCACAGAGUUAUGAUUGCACUGUAGAUCUAUUGGAGUUUCAACCUAACAUGAAAAUAAAGACGCAUUUCAUCCGGUCCCACUCACUGGAUGAAGAGACUCAUUCUGGAAAUCUGGAUAAACAAUCAGCAAAAGAAAAACAGGUCUUCAGGAGGUCUUGGAGUAUUUCCCUUCCCAGCAGUAAUUGCACUGAAAAGAGUUUUCCUUUAUCUAAAAACUUGCAAGAUUGUUUAAAGGCACUCAAUCUGCAUUCGUUUUAUAGAGCACGGUGGACAAUAGAGCCGACUGUUUGUGACAGCCAAACUCUGGAAGUCAUUUGGGCAAAACUCAGUCGACUAGUUAGGCACAAUGAGCUUCCAUCUUGUAAUGCUACAAUUCAGAGACACUUAGGCCAGAUAUGGGUAUUCUGUGAUAUUAUGUACUGUGAAUAUGUGGGAAAUCUUCUGAAAGCAAGAUUAGCUCUUACUGGAAAAAUGAAUUUAUUUGUGCAUAAAUUCGGGGUGAUUUUUAGCCUGUAGUAAAUUUUGCUAAUUGUAAAAAAAAGGUUAUUAUGUAUGAACUGAGUAUAAAUUUAAAUAUUUAUGUGACUGCUAAUUUUUAAAUGUUUAAUGCCUUUUUAAAUUUUGUUUAUGACUCUUCAUUAAGAUAACCUAGUUAUCCUUAACACUGGUGGGAGGGGAGUAGAUUGUGUGUAGAUGUAUUUAUCUUCAAAAUAUAUGCUGUAAAAACAGGCAUUUUUUUACCCUGCAAAAAAGAAAUGCACUAUGUCAGAACUGUCUUACUUAAUUUUUUCAUUUCCAAGAGUUAUACAAAGGGGCAUCAAAAAAGUUUGUGAAAAAAACCAUGACUUUUUACAUACAUUUUUCCGCAAACUUCUUGAAGCCAGCUCAGUAUUUCUGUAGGAAUAUAGUAAGAAUAUGGUGGAUUCUCUCCUCAUUAGCAGCCUUCUUUUACAUAAGUUGUGAUAAAUUCCUGUUUAAGCUGUUUCUGCUUUUGUUACUUUUCCAUUCAUUAAAUUAAUAAAUAAAUUAAGGUAAAUAGUUUGGAUUUUGGCAAAUCUUCCAAAUUUCAUUUUACUAUAAUUUUUUUUCUCUAUUCAAGCAUAAUGGUUAUUUUAAUCAGCAAAAUUCACUACCAUGCUACUCAAGCGACAUGAAUGUAUUUCUAAGUAAUGGACCAACCCAGAUUCUUACUGUUGUUUAUGAAUACAGGUAAUAAAUAACAGUUUAUAUAGUGUUUGGAAAUAAGGUACAGAAAAUAUGGCUUGCUCAAGAUUUGAUCUUAGUGAAAGUUAAUUUUGAGUUGGAGUCUUGGUUGGAGUCACUAUGGGAUUUACUCUUGUUUCCUGGAAGCACCAGAAUGUUACCAACUGGAGAGAGAUAUCACCAUGCAAAACUGCCCAAAGUAAUUAUAAUAAACCGUUG
Molecule: messenger RNA, 2176 nt
Organism: Echinops telfairi (small Madagascar hedgehog)
Lineage: Eukaryota; Metazoa; Chordata; Mammalia; Afrosoricida; Tenrecidae
Product: trafficking protein particle complex subunit 13
Exons: 2
Coding region: 449-1270 (273 amino acids)
Biological process (GO): positive regulation of isotype switching; negative regulation of double-strand break repair via homologous recombination; positive regulation of double-strand break repair via nonhomologous end joining
Cellular component (GO): TRAPPIII protein complex
Source: RefSeq, a predicted model, not a curated record